This is a messenger RNA of Laetiporus sulphureus 93-53, 1398 nucleotides long. Its product is annotated as adenine nucleotide alpha hydrolases-like protein. The record is from RefSeq and is a predicted model, not a curated record. NCBI's taxonomy places the organism in Eukaryota, Fungi, Basidiomycota, Agaricomycetes, Polyporales, Laetiporaceae. The transcript has 8 exons. Bases 1 to 1398 code for a protein of 465 amino acids.
AUGUCGCUCAGCUCGAUGAUGGGCGGGUUGUCAUCGCUCUCUCUGAGUCGCAGCGGGAACGACGACAAAGAGCGAGGGCGCUCCGAGAAGAAGGAUAGCAGGUCGAAUGCGUUCCGCUCUAGCUCCUUCUCGGGUUCGAGUGACGCGCAGGAUGGCCUAAGCGCACGCACUCGUAGCCAGUCACCGUUCCGUCUGCGCCGCGGCCGAACACGCGACACGUCGCCCGUCGUUGAGGCUCUGUCUGUUUCUGAUGCCGAGUCUGACACCGAAGUGUCACAUAUUCGCCCACGCAACGCAUUCUCACUUUCUGCGACAUCUGAUGACGAGUCCGCGGAUGAAGAAGCGGAGGAUGACGAGGGAUCAGAGGAGUCCUGGAGCGACGACGACCAGCUUGACCCCGUCACGGAACGCAACACCGAGCGCAACGCGCUGAUACCUGCUGAUCUCACCGACCACGACACUGUCGACGUGCCCGACCCGCUUGGCGAGGGUGUUAAUGUUGUCGUGCCGCCGGAACCCUACUUCCCCAGUACGUUGAACUCAAGCACACAUGGUCCACGCAGGCGCAAGUCGGUGAGGCCCGACCCGUUGCAUUUCCAGACUUCGCGGCCGGUGUUCCAGCGCGACCGUUGUACGAUCACGAUCACCCAUGGCGAUCCUGCACGUGUUUUGGAGGAGACUGGACGCAAACCCAAGCGCUAUGUGCUUGCGAGCGAUCUGAGUGACGAGAGUCGUUACGCGCUCGAGUGGGGUAUCGGCACUGUACUGCGAGACGGUGACGAGAUGUUGAUUGUAACGGUCAUUGAGAACGAAAGCAAGAUCGACCCUUUGAUACCCAACCCCUCGGAUCGUGCGACGAAGUUGCGUAGCCAGCAGGAACGUCAAGCCCUCGCAUACAUUCUCGUUCGACAGGCCACUAGCCUUCUGCAGCGCACGCGCCUUCAUGUUACAGUAUCCUGCCAGGCUUGGCAUGCGAAGAACAGUCGGCACAUGCUUCUCGACAUUGUUGACUACUAUGAGCCCACAAUGCUCAUUGUAGGUUCCCGAGGUUUGGGCAACCUCAAAGGGAUCUUGCUCGGUUCAACGUCGCACUAUCUUAUCCAGAAAUGUUCUGUUCCGGUCAUGGUCGCACGUCGCAGACUCAAGCGUCCCCCGAGGCGCUCUGCACAUCUUGCGCCUCAUCGUGCUCGUGUCUCGCUUGCACAAGCUGCAGGCGUCGAUCGCGUGGCACCCAAGGUGGACCAGGACGUCGCCGAAAUGCGAGAUCAGAUUGAGCGAGAGAACGAGGAGAGCAGGGCGAGGGCUGCGUCAGGCGCGCCUCCCCAGGUCGAGGUCGAGGAGGAUCCGGAUCUGGAACUCGACGAUCAGCUUGGGCGGAAGGUAGCGGGAACCGAAUGA